Messenger RNA from Penaeus monodon (black tiger shrimp), 1995 nucleotides. RefSeq lists its product as uncharacterized. NCBI's taxonomy places the organism in Eukaryota, Metazoa, Arthropoda, Malacostraca, Decapoda, Penaeidae. Bases 114 to 1565 code for a protein of 483 amino acids. The record is from RefSeq and is a predicted model, not a curated record. The transcript has 3 exons.
AAAACCCUCGCCGGCAACCGCGAUGCCAGCUGACUGCGAGCGAGACUUUAACCGCCGCCUUUUAAAUCUCCUCUCGCGCUCACCUUUGUAUUUUCCUGAUUUUGAAAGAGAACAUGGAUAGUGACAGUGAUGAAGAGAUCUUCUUUGGACCUGUAACAGUCAAAGAACAAGAGAUCUCCUCAAAGCUGAAGAACAGAAGAACAGAACUUUUUUCAUCUGGGCCACCUUUGUUCCGGAGAAGAUCCUCACGACCAUCCCUAGCAUCCUUGGAGGAGGAAGGUAAAGGGUGUGAUAAUGACAGUACUACCUCCCUUAUUGUGCAUGGGUAUAGUGCCUGUGGUGCCCUUUCAUCUUCUGCUGGUGAGGAAAGUUCUCAUUGGGAAGGAUCUAUGGCAAACAGUUCUUCACAAUCGUCAGGUCUUGCUGAAUCCACAGAAGUCUUGGCCUCACCUUCAGAUUCACUGCAAAGCAAUGUCAAGCCCUUGUUUGUCUUUCAAUCACAGUCCAAUGCAAAACUGGAAAAUAAGGCAUAUGGGACUGAGAGUGAAAUAUUUCACAGUAAUUCAGGAAGUUCUGAAACUGAUUCAUUACAUCAUAACUCAGCACCAGAAGUCAACCUUGUCUCUAGAAUUGAAGCAUCAUGUGAAAGUAGUGACAGUGCUUUGCACUCUGACUCAUAUUGUAGAACAUCAGAGGAGGGAUCAUCUAGGAAUAUUGAAGAAUUAGAGCCCAAUGAAAUGGAAAUCUCAGAAUCUGAUGUUGAUGCACCAGAGGCAGACCUUCAGAUGAGCCCAAAAGCCCAAGAGGAAGCAAAGACCCUAUCGAGUUCCGUAGUAGAUGCUGAAAACACCAAGACUGAAUACAGAGAUACAGAUCCCUGUGUAAGCCAGGAAGUCACUUGUAGUGAUGAAAGUUCUCUGGGUGAUGAUGCUCAUGUAAUAGGAAAGCAAGAUAAUGUAUGCAAUGUGGAUCAAGAAAUGCAGAGUGAGUGUUAUAAUGAAAAUUCUGAGAGUAGCCAGGUAAACAACAUAGGAAGCAUUGCAAAAGGGAGGGCAGACCAUAAACAUGUAGAUUCUCCAAACAAGGGAUCAUCUAUGAAUAGUAAAGAAUCAGAACCCAGUGAAAUAGAAAUAUCAGAAUCUGAAGUGGACACACUGGAGCCAGACCGUCAGAUGAGCCCAAAAACCCAAGAGAAAGCAAAGACGGCAUCUAGGUCUGUAGUAGAUGCAGAAAACACCAAGACUGAAUACAGAGAUACAGAUCCCUGUGAUUCAAUUGUAAGUCAUGAAGUAACUUGUAGUGAUGAAAGUUCUCUGGUUGGUGAUGCUCGUGUAAUAGGAGAGCAGGAUAAUGUAUGCAAUGUGGAUCAAGAAAUGGAGAAUGAAUUUUAUAAGGAAAAUUCUGAGAGUAGCCAGAUAAACAGCAUAGGAAACACAGUAUUUAAAAGAGCAGUCCCCAAACAUGUAGAUUCUCCAAACAAGAUAGAAAGCUGUAUGUCACAGACAUGUAACGAGAGUGACAAAGAAACAGGUGUUUUUAAAAGGAGAAGAGAGCCCAGAGACUGAAAAGAAAAUUACCAGUUAUGAUAAGUUGAAAGAUUCUAAAGCAGUGACCCAAGAAAAGUCAUGUGUUAAUGAUGUGCAGGAAACACUAUCAUCAUUAGAGGGAGAAAAAAUAGGUGAAUUAGACACAGAUACCUCUCUUUUGAAAAGUUACACUUCCAGAUUCUCAAGUAAAUCACAAAUAGAAGGUUAUGUUCAUGAGCUAACUCACACCAAAAAGCUAGUUAAGCCACGCGAAAGUUAUUACAGUAGUCUUGAAGUUAUUAAUGUGAAUGAGGCAAAUAUUUUUGAUGAAUUCAUUAUAGAAGAGAAAAAUUACCCACAUGAUCUUGAGCACAUAUGUACCACUGAUAAAAAGGUUUUCCCAGAUAUUAAAGAUCAGCAGAGUAGAUCAAGCUUGAAAAAAUAUUCCUCUAGUACAUGUGAAUUUCUU